Molecule: messenger RNA, 1986 nt
Organism: Lutra lutra (Eurasian river otter)
Lineage: Eukaryota; Metazoa; Chordata; Mammalia; Carnivora; Mustelidae
Gene: TAMALIN
Product: trafficking regulator and scaffold protein tamalin
Exons: 8
Coding region: 79-1263 (394 amino acids)
Biological process (GO): signal transduction
Cellular component (GO): plasma membrane
Molecular function (GO): protein binding
Source: RefSeq, a predicted model, not a curated record
CACCCUCUAGCCGCAAGCAACCCCGUCGCGCGGCGCGACACCGCCUCCGAGGGUCGCCGGUCGCCGGGCGCUGGAGCCAUGACCCUCCGCCGACUCAGGAAGCUGCAGCAGAAAGAGGAGGCGGCGGCCGCCCCGGAUCCCGCGGCGCGGGCUCCCGACUCGGAAGUCGCUCCCUCCACUCCAGCCCCGACCCCGGCCUCGGGUCCCCGUGCUGCUGCCGCCAGCUCUGGGGCCCCCGGAGACGAGCUGUACGCGGCGCUGGAGGACUAUCACCCGGCUGAGCUGUAUCGCGCGCUCGCCGUGUCCGGGGGCACCCUGCCCCGCCGAAAGGGCUCAGGAUUCCGCUGGAAGAAUCUUGGCCAGAGUCCCGAACAGCAGCGGAAAGUGCUGACUUUGGAGAAGGAAGAGAACCAGACCUUCGGCUUUGAGAUCCAGACUUACGGCCUUCACCACCGGGAGGAGCAGCGCGUGGAGAUGGUGACUUUUGUCUGCCGGGUUCAUGAGUCCAGCCCUGCCCAGCUGGCUGGGCUCACACCAGGGGACACCAUUGCCAGUGUCAAUGGCCUGAACGUGGAAGGCAUCCGGCAUCGAGAGAUCGUUGACAUCAUUAAGGCAUCUGGAAAUGUUCUCAGGCUGGAAACUCUAUAUGGGACGUCAAUUCGGAAGGCAGAAUUGGAGGCCCGUCUGCAGUACCUAAAGCAAACCCUGUAUGAGAAGUGGGGAGAAUACAGGUCCCUGAUGGUGCAGGAGCAGCGGCUGGUGCACGGCCUGGUGGUGAAGGACCCGAGCAUCUACGACACGUUGGAGUCGGUGCGCUCCUGCCUGUACGGGGCGGGCCUGCUCCCGGGCUCCCUGCCCUUCGGGCCCCUGUUGGCCGCGCCCGGGGGUCCCCGCGGGGCCGCGCGGCGGGCCGGGGGCGACGCGGACGACGCAGUCUACCACACGUGCUUCUUCGGGGGCGCCGAGCCGCCCGCGCCGCCGCCACCGCCCCCCGCCCGCGCUCCGGGCCCGGGCCCAGCCGAGGCUCCGGCGUCUACGCCCCGGGCCGCUCUGAGCCGCAGCGCCAGCGUGCGGUGCACGGGCCCCGGGGGCGGCGGCGGCGGCGGCGGCGGGGCGCCGGGCGCGCUCUGGACUGAGGCCCGGGAGCAGGCCCUGUGCGGCCCCGGCCUGCGCAAAGCCAAGUACCGCAGCUUCCGCCGGAGGCUGCUCAAGUUUAUCCCCGGACUCAACCGCUCCCUGGAGGAGGAGGAGAGCCAGCUGUAGGGGCGGGGCGGGUGGGAAAGGUAUUUAUUUAUUUAUUCGAUCCAGCCUGUGCAGAAAGGGGGCGAAGGGAGGGGCGGGUACCCGUCCCCCCCAAGGGACCCCAGGAGCCCAGCGCAGCGGGAGAGGGUCCUGGCCAGCGCCAGUCGGUCUGCUGGUGCCUGGCUGUCUCUGCGGAGCGCUGCUGAGCCCGGGGCUCCAGAUUCCUUUUCAACUCAUCCUCCCCUAAACCACAGUGGGAGGUGGGGCGGGGAGAACCAGGCAAGCUGGGGAUGGGAGAGGUUUGGGGGCGUUCAUCCUACAUCUGGGUCAGUAGUGCCUUGUGGGGUGUCCAGGAAAACCCCUCUGGAGGGGAGGAACCCUGUCCCGCGAAGCCCUCUCCUCAGCUUUACUUGCUCCUCACCCUUGGCCUGGGGGAGAAAUUGCCUCCGGUCCGUCGUUCCCCUACCUUCCACACACAUGCACAGUUCCAGUUAACCAGCGGGCCCCUGAAGAGGCCUAAGGUGCUGGGCCCCCUCCUUCCCGGCCUUGACCCCUAAGGGCUUGGCCCCUCCCAGGGGCCUGUAACUAAGUUGGGUUCUGCCGGGCAGGGGUCCUGGGUUCUCUGCCCCUUGGGGGACAGGAGUGGGCGUGUCCAGGUGGGAUGGGGGCAGCCCAGACUGUUCCACCGUUUUGCAUAUUGUUGCUUCUGAACCACAAACUGUAUAAAAUUGACGGAUUUUUGCA